This is a messenger RNA of Salmo salar (Atlantic salmon), 9294 nucleotides long. RefSeq lists its product as uncharacterized. NCBI's taxonomy places the organism in Eukaryota, Metazoa, Chordata, Actinopteri, Salmoniformes, Salmonidae. Gene Ontology annotation, cellular component: actin filament; stress fiber; cytoplasm. The record is from RefSeq and is a predicted model, not a curated record. Gene Ontology annotation, molecular function: actin filament binding; cytoskeletal adaptor activity; microtubule binding. Gene Ontology annotation, biological process: protein localization to microtubule plus-end; actin crosslink formation; microtubule bundle formation.
AUUGUAGAAAUAGGCGGGGUUUAUGACUUUGUGGCUAUGGUAACUAGUGACAACUGGCACAACCGAUAUAGGCCUAAAGUGUUUUUUCUCAAAGUUGCCGGCAUGUCACGUGUCCUACUUAUGUCAGUAAACUCGUAACAACCUAAUCAUUCCGAAACAUCUAUUCGAUCAAAUAAGCAAUAUUUGUUUGUGAACCAAAAUCGACACUCAUUGACCUCCAUACAAAAACUCCUCGUUUGGUGACCAAAAACACGCCACCUCCUGGAGAAGACAGAUUUUGUGCCCAGUUAUCCCCAACACGUCGUUCUCCUCACCCGGUUUAACAUUCGGUUUUCAAUUUGACACAGUGCACACAGAAAAAAUCAUACAUAUCAUUGUUUUCGCCUAAUGGCUCCCGCCAUCCAUAUAUAUCAUUGUUGCAAAUUCAAGUAGUGUAACUGUUGCUAUCUCUCAAGGCUGCAUCGUUACAUUAUAAUAUUAAGUUGAUUCCUUUGGAGUGAUUUCAAUAAGCUAUUAGUAAUUGGACAUAUUUUUCCAAUGUUAAAAUGGUUAUGGUUGAAUUUGACGCACUUCGAACAUGCGGGCUGCCUGUUGACAUGCUAAUAAUGUUUCCCUGACGUUUUUGUCUGCCUUUUCAAUCCCGAGGAAAUGGACUCGCCUCCCAUUUUUUUUUAUUUCCCAGUGUCCUGGGAGGAAAGUAACUUGGUGUUGAAGACGACAAUGAAAAAAAUAGCCUACAUGCGAGGGUUGGAUUAAAACGAUUUGUGUCUUACACUUUUGAACUCAUUCAAAUUGUAGUCUAUUACAGCUUUUGUUCGUGGGGCUGGUUUCGAUUUGUUUUACCGAAUGAGUCUGCUCGACAAAACGGUCCGUUCUUGACAAAACAUUCACUUUUCAAAGUUGGAACUCCGUGAGAAAUAGAGAUGCGCUCAUUAAAGGAAAUGGGUAUCACACAGACAUCCGGAAAACGCAUCCACGCGCCACGGCUGCCUCGCACGAUGUCAAUAUGUUUUAACAAUACAAAGGAUUCCUUCAAGGACCUCGAUUGAGAUACCGCAUAUGCGCGCUUGUCAUGGGUGCGUCGACGCGGUUAUUUUGCUCUGCUCCAUAUGGUUUUGGAGCGCUUAUGCAAUGAGACAACCGGGAAUUAUUAAGUAGGACUAGCCAGCAUUGAUACAUAUCACGACAAUAUGGCUGAUCAGAGUAACAUCCAGUCUGCUGCUUCCAAAAGCAUCCGGCCAUUCAAGUCCAGCGAGGAAUACCUGUAUGCCAUGAAGGAGGACCUGGCCGAGUGGUUUAACACGCUGUAUGACCUGGAUAUAACGGCGGACACCUUUAUGGAAGGGCUGGAGACUGGCUGUGCCCUCUGUCGGCAUGCCAACAACGUGAAUCGCGCAGCGCUGGAAUUCCAGAUGGAGUACCCGGAGGUUGCACAGUCAUUGAGGAUGCCAACCAAGGAUGUGGUUUUUCAGUCGCGCAACGUGGUCCCUGGGUCGUUUUUGGCUCGGGAUAACGUGUCCAAUUUCAUCGGCUGGUGUCGUCAGGAGCUCUGGAUCAAGGAUGUUCUGAUGUUCGAAACCAACGACAUAGUGGAGAAAUGCAACGAGAAGAACUUUGUGCUGUGCCUGCUGGAGGUGGCGCGGCGCGGGGCCAAGUUCGGCAUGCUUGCCCCGAUGCUGAUCCAGCUGGAGGAGGAGAUCGAGGAGGAGAUCCGGGACCAGGAGAACCAGGGGGAGCCCAGUCCAAGCCUACUUCCAAUAAGCAGGGCUUUCGUUCGCAAGGAGAGUGUGGUUGAUGAACCCGAGCCUGCCCCUUAUGCACAUUGGCAACAGAAACAGAGGGUGCUCUGUGACAUGAGAAACUUAGAUGAGUUGGUGCGGGAGAUCCUGGGCCGCUGCUCCUGCCCCGCCCAGUUCCCAAUGACCAAGGUGUCUGAGGGGAAGUACAAAGUGGGAGACUCCAGCGCGCUGAUCUUCAUACGGGUCCUACGUACUCAUGUGAUGGUGCGUGUGGGUGGGGGAUGGGACACGUUAGAACACUAUCUGGACAAGCAUGACCCCUGCCGCUGUGCCGCCUUCGCUCACCGGUAUCACCAGGCCAAAGCCAGCGGGCAGGGUGCCCACAGCAAGUCCUCCAGCGCCCACUCCUCCCGCUCCACCAGCCCAGGCCCACACUGGCGUAAUGAGGGCAUUGCCCCCUAUAAGCCGCCUGACAGACGUUCCCAGGGCCUGGAGCCUCCGUGUGCCCCUUGUGCCCCCUCGUCCACCCGGCCUGGCCGCUCCCACCACCCCUCCCUCCCCACGGAGCUCGACUCCAACGCAGGACGCACCCCUCUGCUACCACGACCACCACGGGACCGCUCAGAACCUCGACACUUCAACCCUCUCAGGUCUAAGGACUCGUCAUUGAUGCCAGUGACCCGCCGUCUAUCAGGGGACAGCGACUCCUCUACAGCCUCCUCUAAGGGAGGAGGAGGGGCAGGGGGAGGCCGCUUCUCUCUGGGAGGCACCCGUCGCGCCGGAGAGGAGGUGGUCCUGUUGGUCAACAGGAAGGAGGGGAAGCAUUUGAUAGAAAGGCCUGGAGGAGGAGAAGGUCAGAUCCCAGCCCUGUGCCCCCCAAUGCCCCGCGCACGCAGCCACUCCCGGGAACGCCCUGCCCCUGCCACCAUCCUCAAACCCAGCCCCCCACAGGGCCCCUCUGACGGGCUCAGGACCAGUCGUGGGGACAGGGGCCGCUCUCUGGGGCCCGAAGGCCCCCGCAGGCUCCAGGCCCCGCGUUCCCACAGCCAGGGGAAGAUGCCCAGCCGGAGUCGAACCAACGAUGCCAGCCCUGGAUCCUGUCCCCGUCACGGGGCCUCUCAGCCCCCAUCCUCUGACAGACGAGAGGAGCUGAGAGCCAAACAACUACCCCCUGCCUCCCCCAGAAUCAGUGGAGGUUUCUCCAGGAGACAAUCGUCCUCCUGCUCUAAUUCGCCUAUCAAAGGACUUCAGAGCAGCAGCCCCAGUAAGAAGACUAUGGUGGCUCCCAGGCCCCCCGCUCCACGCUCCCCCUCAGUAGGGAAGAGUAGGCUGCUGCCCCCAGUCUCCCAGGCAGGCCGACGCUCUCCACACUCCACUUCCCCCCGCUCCUCUCACUACCAUGGGCAUGGACCCCGCUCCCCUCGAACCUCCCACGGCCCUCGAUCCAAUGGGCAUGGCCACAGGGGGUUGGCCGGCUCUGAGCGACAGGAACCCGAGGAGGAGGGGCUAGGCUAUAAGUUCCAGAUGCUGCCCAACCUGGACCCCCAGAAGGAGCAGGACCUGUACCGCAGCUUCGAGGCUGAGUUCCUGGCUAACACAGGGCAGGGCAAAGUGGGGCCCAGUAGACCAAAAGGGGGGGGCAGCUUUCAGCGUCCCGCCUCCUCAUAUCCACAGCAGGGUGUUGGGACCCAAAACCUCCCCACACCUGCCUCUGCUGACCCUAACGUUACUGACUCUGCCUACUCCUCCUCCAACUCCUCCACCUCCUCAAUCAACGUGGGGGGGAAGGUAGGUGCUCUGCCUGACCUCCGGGAGUCCAAGAGAACUAACCCACAUUCCUGUGGAAGACUAGAGAAUACCCUGGCCCCACUGCAUGACCAUAGCCCGGGCGGAUUAUCUAACGGUGGGCACACAGAACCAGUGCGCUGGAGCGGGCGAGGUGGAGGUCUCAGGAAGCUCCCUGCCAUCUCCAGUUCCAUGGAGGAAGGGGAGCUCCUGUCCUCCUUCCCUGGCCAGAGAGACUCAGAGCUGGGCAUAGCUCUCAGCCAUACCCCCUCACAACUUCCUUUCAACCCCAGGAGCAUGAAUGUGGGCCAUGUCAGUGGUGCUCCAGCAGAGAUGCUGAUGGAGAGCCAGCAGGGUCAGUUGGGCUGGGGCUCAGGGCCUGAGGGAGAUGUCCCUCUGGAGGAUCAACAACCAAGUUUCCCCUAUGACCUGGAGGAUGAAGACCCCAAAGAUGACCUCCCUCCCCCAGAGUCUUGUCCCUCACCCAUCCCCCUUUCCCCUUCUGAGGACUGCUCCUUCCAGGAAGACUCCUCCAGUGAAAGCUCCUCCAUGUGCUUCAGCCUGAGUGAAUCACACUCAGAGUCCUCUCCUCCACCUCCUCUCCUAGCCAAUAGGGAUGCUGUUGAUGGGGAUGUGGUCCUCCGGCCGAAGAGGGUAGGUAAGAAGGCUGACAGGAUGCCCUCCAUCUACAAGCUCAAGCUGAGGCCCAGGGUCAGGCCUCGUACAGACAACCGGCCAGAGAACAGCCCAUCACGUAUCCCCACCCCAGUCAGCUACAGAGACCUGCAGGCCAUGGGCAACCUCACCCCUCUCCAUACCCCUACUCCUCCACAGUCCCCUCAGAGCUCACAUUCCAACGGCCACCCAGCCUCACGCAAGGCCCUGCACCAGGCCUUUGGCGACCUAAUCCACUCCCAGUCAUGCUCCACCGCCAUGGGCAGCAGGGACUGCACCUACUCCGUAGAGUCAGGGAGCGGCCUGGACACUGAGGCCUGGAUGUAACACACAACUUACUCAUCACGAUGAUGCUGAUACAGAACAGUUUGUUGUCAAAUUAAAACUGACUACUGUCUAAAAGACUGGAGACAGGGCUGCAGACUAUUUUUAUAGAACAUGUCACAGUCGCACACUCACUCUUUUUGUCACUUAGGCCCUUUCCUGUCUAUAAUGGUCAGGGUUUCACUAUCCCAUUCUGUUCUUUGCACUCAAAACCGAAUUAUUUAUUUCCAAAGGAACGAUCCAGAAUCUAAGGCUAUUGUUUAAGUUGAAUGGUUUCUUUGUAAUUAUGGGCAUGUUUUGAUGAAUCAUAAAGUGUCUAAUACAAGGCAGGCAGCUGUCUUGAAAGCCCCAUGAUUUGCUGCCAUACAGAGAGACAGAGAGAGACAGAGAGAGAGAGAGAGAGAGAGAGAAAACAUAUGUGUUGUCAUAUGCAUCGCUGAGGGGCAUGAAGAAGUGCCAGGGCUGAGGAAGAGGAAAGAACCGCAGGCAGGAGCAGUGAAUCACAAGCGUCAUCAAGUCAACUGGACUGGCUCCCUCUAGUGGACAGUGUAUGCCACAGCAUCUCUGUCCGCUUUGAUUGUUAAAAUACUGGCGAGGCGAGCCGCGCUGUAAAAGAUACUUUCUUGCUCUCAUUCUCCAUACUGCCACUCACCUUCUGCUAGUUACCCCCCUUCUGUGGACAUCUUUACAGAUCUACUCUGUAUUGGACUCAUAUAUAAAAACAAUACUCUACGAUACUUUACUGUACAAUGUUCACAAAUAACAGUCUUUUGGACUUUAUACACACUACAUAUUCCAUAUGUGCACUGCUACUCACCUUCCGCCAUCAACCCCCUGCAUCCUGAGUUGUUCAUUGCCAUACAUGUAUGAUGUCACUUUCUCACUGCCAAUCCAUAUGGCCAUGAUUGAGUGAUGUCUGUUUUUUGAGCUUUUAGAGUGAAAAUAUACAAAGCAUUUUCUAUGUGUUAACUGCAGUCUGGGGUAAGAGUAAGAUGAUUAUGUGUCAUUGUCACUGAAACAGCAAUGUUGAAUACUUCCAAUGAUCAAGAGUUAUCUGAACUUGGAAAUCAACACUAAAAUAUCUAUACAAAAGUGGAUGAAUAUGCAUAAAUGUGUACAUGUGUAUAUACAGUUGCAAGAAAAAGUAUGUGAACCCUUUGGAAUUACCUGGAUUUCUACAUAAAUUGGUCAACAAAUGUGAUCUGAUCUUCCUCUAAGUCACAACAAUAGACAAACAGUGUGCUUAAACUAAUAAUACACAAAUUAUUGUAUUUUUCUUGUCAAUAUUGAAUACAUAAUUUAAACAUUCACAGUGUAUGUUGGGAAAAGUAUGUGAACCCCUAGGCUAUUGACUUCUCCAAAAGCUAAUUGGAGUCAGGACUCCGAUAACCAGGAAUCCAAUCAAUGAGAUCGGAGAUGUUGGUUAGAGCUGCAAUAUAAAAAACACUCACAAAAAGUGAGUUUGCUAUUCACAUGAAGCGUUGAUGUGAACCAUGCCUCGAACAAAAGAGAUCUCAGAAGACCUAAGAUUAAGAAUUGUUGACUUGUAUAAAGCUGGAAAGGGUUACAAAAGUAUCUCUUAAAGCCUUGAUGUUCAUCAGUCCACGGUAAGAUAAAUUGUCUAUGAAUGGAUAAAGUUCAGCACUGUUGCUACUCUCCCUAGGAGUGGCCGUCCUGCAAAGAUGACUGCAAGAGCACAGCACAGAAUGCUCAAUGAGGUUCAGAAGAAUCCUAGAGUGUCAGCUAAAGACUUACAGAAAUUUCUGGAACAUGCUAACAUCUCUGUUGACGAGUCUACGAUAUGUAAAACACUAAACAAGAAUGGUGUUCAUGGGAGGACCCCACAGAAGAAGCCACUGCUGUCCAAAAAAAACAUUGCUGCACAUCUGAAGUUCGCAAAAGAUCACCUGAAUGUUCCAGUAGUUCUGUGGACAGAUGAAACUAAAGUUGAGUUGUUUGGAAGGAACACACAACACAGUGUGGAGAAAAAAGGCAUAGCACACCAGGCCUUAGGGCCUGGACAGCUUGCUACAGUAUCAUUGACAGAAAAAUGAAUUCCCAUGUUUAUCAAGGCAUUUUGCAGGAGAAUGUAAGGCUAUCUGUCCGCCAAUUGAAGCUCAACAGAAGUUGGGUGGUGCAACAGGACAACGACCCAAAACACAGAAGUAAAUCAACAACAGAAUGGCUUCAACAGAAGAAAAUAUGCCUUCUGGAAUGGCCCAGUCGGAGUCCUGACCUCAAACCGAUUGAGAUGCUGUGGCAUGACCUCAAGAGAGCAGUACACACCAGACAUCCCAAGAAUAUUGCUGAUCUGAAACAGUUUUGUAAAGAGGAAGGGUCCAAAAUUCCUCCUGACCGUUGUGCAGGUCUGAUCCGCAACUACAGAAAAUGUUUGGUUGAGGUUAUUGCUACCAAAGGAGGGUCAACCAGUUAUUAAAUCCAAGGAUUCACAUUUUUUCCACCCUGCACUGUGAAUGUUUACACAGUGUGUUCAAUAAAGACAUGAAAACGUAUAAUUGUUUGUGUUAUUAGUUUAAGCAGACUGUGUUUGUCUAUUGUUGUGACUUAGAUGAAGAUCAGAUCAAAUUUCUUGACCAAUUUAUGCAGAAAUCCAGGUAAUUCCAAAGGGUUCACAUACUUUCUCUUGCCACUAUACAUGUAUAUGUAUACUUGCAUAAAGAUGUGGGUAUAGUGUAUAUAACAAAAAUGAAUUAUGAAAUGUGUAAAUAUUCACUGUAUGGGGUUUUAUGCUGCCUUAGCUAUGCAAUAUUGCUGUUGGAAAUGCCUUGACAAUUCCCUUGGCCUUAAUGUGUGUGUGAGUGUGGUUUGAGAACGUUGGUGCCCAACAACACCCAUUCACUCUUGAGUGUGAAUUCAUUGCCAUCACCAUCAGUUUUUCUCUCAAUGUAGAAUUGUCCAAAAACAUUAAAUAAAAAGCACCAUAUUAUUUUCUAUGGAUUUGUAUGAUAGAUACCUAGACAAACCACUCUCUCAUCAAAGGAUAUUCAGUGACAUCUAGUGGUUGAAAAAAAGAUGGUCUCAUUUGAAUGAAUUUCCUUCACAGAUUGAGUUUGCUAGACUGGUUUGGAGCAGAUGAUUGUUGAUCGUGAUGUAUUAUGUGGUUUAUUGAAAUGACUUAAGAAUAUGUGUAGGUUUUUCUUGAAUGUUUUUUUAUCUGGAGAAUGAACAUGAGUAAUAGAUAGUGUAAUGGAUAUGUCUGUCCCGCUAUAGACUCUUGCCUUAUUGGUAUUAUCAAUUACAGAGCAGGGCAGGGAUAUGACUGUGGUGUUGGCACUUUAACAGGGUUGUAGAGCGUGUAAGACUGCUAUGAAGGGUUUUACAGUGGAAUGACAGGGACUGUGCUGCAGUGGGUUUUCAGUAAAUGGAUGGCACAAGCCGAGUGGAAAGAGUUUGUUUGUGUGUAUACGUCUUUCAGUAAACUGAAUCGAAGUGUACAUUCUGUAUAGGAUUAUGUACCAGGUGUCAAUGGGAAUGUAGGUAGAGUUGAAGAAAAGCAGGGAGGGAUGUUGUUGGUCUUGUUUAUUUAUGAAUUGGUCUCGAGUGACGGGUGGGGCUCUAAGUGAAAAACAACACUGUAUGUAGAAUCUAAAGCCAGUGAGAGCCCCAAAUAAGUUAUUAAAAAUACAUGAAAAAAUGGUGUUAGAAUUGUGGCUCUCGAUUAUCCUAAUGGUUUUUGCCAGAGCCCAUAGUUUAGUAAUGCACAAGGUUCCAGGGACAUUUCUGAGGAAGUUUUCAUGUAUUUUUGUCUUUGACUUGGGGAUUUUGAUUGUUAAAAGAUUUGCUUUUAACAUGUUUUAUCUUGCCAAUUUAUGUCCACACAUCAACCAAAUAGACAAUACAGCAGAAGCUGUUAUGCUUUUAAAAGAUCCAGAAUCUGAAUUUAUUUGCCAUAUAAAGGGAACACUCCAGCAAAGAAUAUAGCCAAUCCAAGAGGGUCAAAGGUUUUGUUGAUGACUACACAGGAAUGAGCCAACCUACACACAGCCUAGGCUUUUAACUGCUCAAAGAUACAGUUCAAACAUAUUUAAACCUCCACUGCCAUAAAGGCUCUGUUUGCAUUAUUAGCCAAUGUACAUUUUCUCUCUUCUCUGACCAAUGAGAAGUUGAUCAACCUUUUCAUUUCAUUGCUUUCACGUGUAGCUGUCUCAAAAAAAGAUGUCUAUAUGUGUUUUAUUUUCAAUUAAAUUGUUCAAUUAUGUAAUAUGUUUAAAAUAUUAAAACAUGCAUGAUGGGUUAGCAGGUAACAGGUUUUACCAGUAGUUUUACAUGUUUGUGACAUUAAGAAAACCAUAGGCCAAUGAUUGAAUUUGUCGAUUCAACUAUGAUUGCAAAAUUAUUAUUUUGUAAAAAAAUUAUCUUAGUGUGCAAAGUUGCAUGUCAACUCUACAUGGUGUGCUUGGUUUUUGUUUGUCAAAUGCUGCUUUGUAAAUUCCAGAACUUUCUCUCUCUCUCUUUUGAGCUACCUUUUUAUCUCUCUGAAAUCUAUGUCUAAAUGGCAUAACACAAAGUAAUGAAAUGAAACUGAUCAUAACAUACAUUUUGAAUGUUCAUUUGAAUUUAUUUCAGUGUUUAAGCAUUAUUUGCUGAUGUUAUCUUCUAUCAAACAAUGACUUAAUAAAUGUACUGAAGAGUGCUUGACAUUGUGGAAUUUGUCUGUAUUAAAUAGCAAUACUGCAAUACCAAGACUUCAUUUGUUCCUUGAAAAUGAAUUGCUAUCAAGUUGUUCUUGUAAUAAAAUAUGUUCCUUUGA